AAUAUCUCUGUGGUACGUAAUUAGCGAAAGCCAAUAUUAAACAAAAGGCUACUUAAAAUGACAGAUUCGAUGAAGUUUGGUCCGGAAUGGUUGCGCAAUAUGUCAGCUGAGCCCUCAGGCUCUCCCAGCAGCUUUACCGUUGGUUCGGGAGGACCCAACAGCUCUCUUGCAGGCCAAAACAUAGGCAGCAACACAACAACAGCAUCAACUUCGCGUAAUCUCUUUCCGGAGUACCGUUACGGACGCGAAGAAAUGCUCUCCCUGUUCGAUCGGAACUGUUUGUUGCCGCAGAUUUUGCCUUCUUUUAAAAAGCUUUUUGUGGAGAAGGUGCAAUACCCCCUGGCCCUAACACCAAGCUCCGAGGAGGACAGCAACGUACCUCCCCUUGGGAGUAGCAGUCGUCCUGCCUGGUUGCAGCGUUCUUCGGGUGGAUUUAGCACUGGAUCCAGGGGUACUGGACGUGGUGGGACGGUUGAACGCGGUCGAAUGCGCGGUAAAUCUGUGUAUCAUCCUAUAUAUCAACGUCCAGGUGGACUUUACGAUGACGGCCUAUCGGUAAUACCUAUCAAGGCCGAACGAUCAUGGAGUGACCGAAAUGGGACUGGAGACUCUGCCAUAACUAGCACUUGUACUAGUAGCCCAGCGGCCCAAGAUUGGAACGGAACUCCUAGCUCAAGUCCUCGAAAGGACUUCUCCAGUCAUUAUCGCAAUAUGGAGAACUGGCGACGAUCUCGCAACGAAGACGGAUCAGGAGAUGGUCCACUUGCUGCUGGUUCAAUGGGCGGUGCCGAUAUUGGUUGGCGAAGUGGUGGAGGAAAUUCCAAUAAUAGUUUUGGUUCCAACAGCAAUCGCUGGGGAAGAUCUACAAGUUGGCGUGAUGAAGACGCUAGUGUCGACAGCCCAACUGGCUUGCAACGUUCAAUUUCAACAGUUGGGACCGUUGGCACGGAUCGGGAGCGCAUUGGAAAUAGUAAAGGAUCUGGAAUGGCGUCUGGUGAUGGCGGAGGGGGAAUACCAAUUACUUCUGUACGUUUGUCAAGCUCAAAAACCUCACAAUUAUGGACGCUGAAUAACAAUGCAGUUGGUGCUGACACCGAUGACAAUCUGCCCGAAUGGGCUAUGGAAAAUCCAUCUGAAUUGGGUGGCAGCUUUGAUGCUAGUGGGGCCUUUCAUGGUGAUGCCGAUCUGCAAAAUAACAAAAGAUCGCCAAAUACUUUAAAGGAAAAAAGCCUAAACUCUGGCCACGAUGUUACAAAAUCGACAAGUGAAAAGAUCUCAGAUGAAGAAAGUGUUAGCGAUAAAACCUUUGAGGUCCCAUCAUUGAAAGAUCCGAGCCUUGGGGCAGCACAGGAAGUCAAUGAGAGCUGUUUAUCUCCAAUUAACUCGAUACAAAUGGAAGUGAUCCACGGCGAUAUUUCAGAUAGAAUCAAAGAAGUCACCGAUGAAGUGGAAAAACUAAUAAUGGAAGAUGAUAAUCAAAACACUAAAAAUCAGAGCCACCUUGAAAAUGAUUGCGCUCGGUGUACCACCGGUACGCUGCCAACUCUAUCAGAUAUUGAGUUGGGCGUGAAAGCAAAUUCAUUGAGUGGAACUGUAGUGCGUCCGCACACCAUGCCUGUUAUUGAAACGGCUCAUUUACCCCAUCAGCAUUCAGCUAUACCCUUUUCAGACCAUAUGGUCAUGCAGCACCAUAAUAUGAAUCGCCAUUUCUCAAUGAUUCCAGCGCCACAUAUUAUCAGUCCAAAUCUGAAUGAAUUAUGGUUCUACCGGGAUCCCCAGGCAAAUGUGCAGGGACCAUUUAGUGCCAUCGAGAUGACCGAAUGGUAUCGCGCUGGGUAUUUUAACGAGAACCUCUUUGUCCGUCGGUUCUCCGAUACAAGGUUUAGACCGCUGGGCGAGCUUAUUGAAUUUUGCCAUGGAAACAUGCCAUUCACGCACAGUCAUCUACUUCCUUCCUCAAUGGACCUAGAAAAUCUUCCUGUUGGACAGAUCCCAGCCCCUCUACCAGCGGCUAUUCCAAUCGCGACACGCAAGCCUUCUCCAAUUGCCCUUUCUCUGUCUGUGGUUGAACAGCAGUUGCAGCAACAGCGAGAUGAGCAACUCAAAGAAAGUGUGACAGCAGCUGCGGAAUCUCUUUGCGCCGCAAUAAAAGGAAAUCUGAAUGGAAAUAGCAUGGGCACCACCUCGCAUAUGCUGACAAUGCGAUUUCAGAUGCUGCAGGAUCAGUACUUACAGCACCAGGAGUACCAAAUACUGGCGGAGCUCAGUAAGAAUGAUUGCUUUAAAAGACUUUCGGCCUCUGAACGGGAGGCGGUUGUUCGUCGAAAAGUUCAAUCGCUUGUUCUUCCUGAGUACUUGAGCAACUUGAACGGAUUGAGCAACUCGCUGGCCGCCUUGAACCCCUUGGCCGGCAACCAGUUGUAUAGUGCAGUGGCCGAACAGGCCAAAAAGGAUCAGCACCAUAUGUUCGCGAACAGUAACGAACAGCAACGGUCGGUGGGUAAUCUUCUGGAUGCAAAUAACUUCAUAUUGAAUGCUCAAAUUAUGCAUCAGCAAGAGCAUCCAGUAGUAGGAGCCCCUUUGACAACAUCCGAUGAUUGUGGUAUAAAACGUGGAUCUACAGCUGACAUUAACAAACUGGAUGAACUGCCCAGAAAUGAUAUGAACUUGUUAAAUGAAUACAACUUAAGGAUGCUUUUGCGUGGCCAACCGACCAACCAAACAUCAAUGCCAAAUCCUGCUACCGAAAAUCUUUCUGGGGGUGAUUUUGUAACCGAAACACAAAUUCUAGCUGGACAAAACAUGAUGAUUCCAAUGUGGUUGCCCACCAACAAGCAAUCACAGCCAGAGUGGCCGGGAAUAGCAAAACCAACAUUGUGGGAAGUAGGAAAUUUGAGUAAAGAGCAAAAUGAAGAUAAGUCGCUGCAAAUGCAAAAGACUCCGCAAACCAGUUUUAUCGAUCCAGUACAUACUGUACAAUUGCCAGCAAUAGCCCAAGCUCAAUCGGAAGAUAAUUUUAAACUUUGUUCUCCUGAAGAAUUACACGAGCGCCAGACUGCUGACAAUGUAAAGGACUCUCAUAAUCAAAAAUUAGCAAAUCACUUGGUUUCCGAUAUUGAACAGUAUCAAAUCAAUGAAGACCUUCAAACAAAGCAGACUAACAAACAGCAUUUGAAUGUAAAGCAGAAUUUGCCGCAGUCGGUUGCAGUCAAUAAAAUAUACGAAGACGAUCGAAAACGAGAACAGACAGAAGAAAAGAGGCGCUUCAAGGAAGAGCGCAAGCGUCAGCAUUUGGAAGAAGAAAAACGACGAGCUAUUCUGGAAUCCGAAGAGAAGGCCCGUCAAAUGCAGGAGGAAAAAGAAAGACAACAGCAAAUUCAAGCGCAGCGUCGAAAGGCAUUACUAGCCAAUGCUCAAUCCUCAGUUCAUAGUGGCAUUACAGGAAGUCACAAUUCUGCUCACGGUAAAAAUGACUCUAUCAAGUCGGACGAACCGCAACCUUCCUCGCGUUUGCCCACAGCAUCCGUGGCACCGUGGUCUCUUCAGUCACCCAACCCUAAUAACACCGCGCCUGGACUGGCAGAGAUACAAAAGGCAGAGCGUCGGGAGCGCCGCGCGGAUCAGCAGCGACACCAGGAGCAACUGGAAAAGCAAUUGCGUGCCAAUGCUGCGGCUGCAGCUGAAGCCAGCGAUGCUCUGCUCAAAUGGCAGGCAGCACCUGCGUCUGCUCCCGUAAUGGGGCUUGCGGAAAUUCAGGCGGAGGAGGCCAAGAGGUUGUCCAAUGACCUGCUCGACCAGCAGCGUAGACGCGAACUGGAGCAACAACAGAACGCGGCUUUGCCACCUUCAAUGGUUGGAACUGGUGGAUCUGUUAACAUCUGGGGCAAUGCCAAUAAGGCAUGGAGCGGUUUGAGCGCCACUCCUGUACUUCAUUUAAAAUCAAGCGCUGGCACUGGUCUCUGGGAUGAACAGAGUUCUACAAGCUUGAAUCAGAAUCUGCAUGGAUCUGGAACGUGUAGUAGCAGUCCUGCUAACGCUGCAGCAGUUUUGGCAGGAGGAUUGAACUUGGCCAAUAAAACAAAUCUGCAAACGCAGAGUAAGACAUCGACUUCAUUUGCUUCGCCUCGAAAUUUACGCAAAAGUCAAACCUUGCCUGCCAUUCACAACACAGGAAAAACCACAACUAAAAUGACGCCAGGUCAACCGCAGCAAGAGAAACCCAAGUCGAGUCAGAUUCGUGCAGGUUCAAAGGUCACAACUACCUUAGUUGAGGAAAAAGAUAAGGAGAAGAAGUCGAACUCAAAGAGCCAGGUUCAGGCAACCAGCACAGACCAAGCUAUUCGUAAGGUCAACGAGUACGAAAACGAGUUCACCAGCUGGUGUAUUAAAAGUCUAGAUAAUAUGUCUGCGAAAGUCGAUGUUCCGACGUUUGUAGCAUUUCUGCAGGACUUGGAAGCGCCUUAUGAGGUGAAGGACUACGUGCGUAUAUACCUGGGUGAUGGAAAAGAGUCCUUGGACUUUGCCAAGCACUUUUUGGAAAGACGCAGCAAAUACAAGAACUUGCAGCGUGCCCAGAAUGCACAUAACGAUGAUAUGUGUAAGCCAGCUCCCGCAAUAACACCGUCUGCGAACGACUAUACCGACAGCAAGAACAAGCAGAAGAGAGUGAAGAAGAACAAGAUGACAAAGAUGGACGCUCGGAUUCUUGGGUUUUCGGUGACGGCCGCCGAGGGUCGCAUUAAUGUUGGCGUUCGUGACUAUGUUGAAGGACCAUAACCACUCCGGAAGGCCAAAAAAGACCUCAGAUUUUAUAUAAAAUUACAAAGCUAAUAAAGUUCAGAUUUGAAUUAUAUGCGUUAGGUCACAAAUGGAUGUGCGCUAACCCCUGAUACACAUAAAUAAAUAAAUAAAUAUAUAACUACAUAUAUAAACUAACUUGUUGUUGUUAGAUUAUUUUUGAAAAAUAAAUAUUCGUGCGUAAAGUCAAAGCCAUA
This is a messenger RNA of Drosophila ficusphila, 4994 nucleotides long. RefSeq names its product GIGYF family protein Gyf (gene Gyf). The record is from RefSeq and is a predicted model, not a curated record. Gene Ontology annotation, molecular function: protein binding. Lineage: Eukaryota; Metazoa; Arthropoda; Insecta; Diptera; Drosophilidae.